GCCACGCCUCCAGGUGAGACUGCGACCUGCACACAGGUGGGCUGAGAGCAGCUCGUCCUUCAUACACAGUGAUAGUGAUGAUGAUGAUGACGAGUGUUCAGCGUCUACUGCGGUAUUAACAAACUCCAGACCCGAGUCUUCCGGUUGUUAUUGAUACGAUUCAUCGAUGAUCCCCCGGAUUACAGGGAGCAGGCUGAGCUGAAACAUGCCGGGACGUGUCUGGGUGUCACGGGAUAAUGAGUCAGCGAAGCUUUAAAUAGACUCUGUUUCGUUUCUGCUCUCAGUCCGCCAGCCCGACAGCAGAGACAGUUUCUCUUCUGGUCCCCUUUCGGAUCAAGACCCAACAACAAUGCGGAACCACAACACCAAGCAGACUUCCACAGGUACCGGCACGGCUCCGAAACCGGUCCUCCCUCAGGUCAGAUACCACCCCUCCAUCCAGACUCCAGAAGGCAUCACUGGAACCAGAACCUCCAGGAAAACCAGACCCGGUGCUGUGCGCCCCCUUCAGACUGGGACUGACUCCCGGGCAGAUCCAGGAAACAGCGGCGCCCAAAAAGCUGCCUCCGCUGUGAGACCUCCUCCUGAAGGAGGACAGAAACGGGCACAGAAACCUGUGAAGGAGGCUGUUGCUGCUGAUCCAGAUCCUCCCCAGAAACCUUCCCCAGCUGCCCCUCCCAGACCCGAGCAGGUGCCCCUGGAUGUGGGCGUCCACCUGGACCGGUGUGUGGUGGAGGAGGUGGAGGUCUUGACCCGCGGACAGAGAAACAACCCAGACUGGUUCGCCUGGAGGAAGAACCGGAUCACAGCCUCGGUGGCACACAGCAUCGCUCGCUCCGGCUUUGUUAACGGCAAGAGUAAAACUCCGCCCACCUCCUACCUGGCUGCUGUCACAGGUGAGGGGCCCAGAGUCCAGACCAGAGCCAUGAGCUGGGGGGUCCACAUGGAGGCUGAGGUCGUCCGCAGGUACCAGAGGCUGAAGUCCUCGGCGUUGGGCCGGCAGGUCCUCGUUCAGGACUGCGGCUUGUUCGUCGACCCCCGGAGGCCCUGGUUGGCUGCCAGUCCUGACGGCAUCGUGACGGACAGACGAAGUGGCCAAUGGCUGCUCUGUCUGGAGGUGAAGUGUCCCUACAAGCACAGACACAGACGGGUGGAGGACGCCUGCAGGGAAGACCCUGCCUUCUGUCUGCAGCUGCAUGAGGAGGCCACACGGGAGCGCGGCGGGACUCCAGUGUACCGCCUGAAGACCUCCCACAGCUACUACACUCAGAUCCAGUGUCAGCUGGCGGUGACGGGGCUGCGGGAGGCCGACCUCGUGGUCUUCACCCUGAAGGAGACGGCUGUGGUCCCGGUGACCUUUGACCCUGAGCUGUGGGAGGAGACGGUGUCCAAACUGGAGGUGUUUUACAGGGACGCUGUGCUGCCUCACGUCAGGCAGAAGAUGCAGCAGCGUGCAGCAGCCGCUGGGAUGCCGGAGCCGUAGAGGUCGCUUCCUGCGAGAAGAGCUUUGUGGCCCGAAGCGUGUUCCACUGCGUGUGGGGUUUACCCGCAGUCACGCCAGGUGGCGCUCUGAAAUGCUGACAGACGCUGUCUUUAAUCAUGUGAUCGCCACAUGUUCGGUUCAUGCCGUCAUCAUCAAAGCAUGCUGGGAGAAAGGUGUCUCGCCCGGUAACCUUCCUGUUUGACCGCGAUGAGUCAUCAUGUGAAACCUGAGUUAGCUCCACCCGCUCUUCAUUUUGAUAAACUGAAGUCACAUGACCUCCGCCCUGCAGGUAUCGAUUGUUAAAGUUGUGACCUCGUAGCAAAAAGAACAUGACUGAUGGUAUGAAACCACAAAAGAUCUGCUGAUAGAGCAGCUGUGAAACGGCGCCCCCCGCAGGCCCAUUUUUCAUUGGGUUGAAGUGUAACAGGUGCCGGCUGUGGCUCCCGGCCCACUGUGGAACUGUGUGUUUUACUGGUGAGUGGAGCGGACGGCGGUUUUAGUUUGUUGUUAAUAAAAAUAUUUUUUUGAGUGCCAGCUUUGUCGUCACGCUCGUUGUUGCUACGCCGCACCUCCCGGACUCCUGUUGGAGCAGCACGACGAACCCCUCGGUCUACACGCACACGUGCUGGGCGGGGUCCGGGUGGUGGUUUAGGGCAGUCAAACUGUCACUGUUGGAUUCUGGGAUAUAUUUGAUCAUAAAAAUGUUUUAUUAAUUUACUUCUAUAAAUUCUUCUGUGCUUUAAAGAAUUUGAGCCAUUGUUGUGGGAGGAUGACGGAAGGUUCUGGAAUGUAGUGAACCAUCUGCAAAAGCCAUGAGGCUAAACCUCAGCCAUACUGCGCCAGAUUAAUAUUAGUAUUUCUAGAUUAUUAAUUAUCAUAUUUAAUGACAUCAUUUGUCACAGGAAAGAAACAGUAUAGGUGAAAUAAAGCCAUUAAAAAGCAUUCCUGUAUAAAAUAAACCCAUCAAAGAAACCAAACAUCAGAUCUCACUGGGAGAAACGAAGCUGGGUGAUGUGAUCGGGAGGAAACGGUGCCACAUCGUUUGACAGGCAUGAAAAUGAUCAACCUGCAGAGGUGGAGUUCAACGACACCCCAAAGAUCAAAAUCAAAGUGAGUCCACUGAGCUGAAAUUUCCCUGCAGCAACUCAGCAGCUGUCCUGAGGGAUCUCCUCCCACAUCUGGACCUGGGCAUCAGCACGAGGUGCAGACAUUGUGUCCCCGAAGACUACGGUCAGUGGUAUCAGUUCCUUGGAGAAAACAGGUCCAAAUAUGUCUGCAGCAGCUCUGCUGUGCACAUGCGGUCAGGUUACCGUGAGCUGGGGUGGGGGGGACACUUACAGGCAAGACAUGAAACUGUGGAAGAGACUGAGUGUGAUGUUUAAGGAGCAGGUGGGGAGAAACCUGCUGAUGUCCGGUGUUUGUCCCGAGGCUUCAUGAUCACUGUUGGAAAGGCCAGCAUGUGGCUGGAGACUGCUGCACCUCCUGGCUGAAUGAUGAGACAGCGCCCUCUGCUGACUCAGACGUCAGUGUGAGGAAAACCCUCGGCACAGCAUUCGUGGAAGCCUUGAAUGUGACAGUUCAGCAGCCUGUGAGUCGUUCAGCUCUCGGGUCUUUGUGCUGUGAGCACGACAGAAACAUCCCAAAUGUUGUAUUUCUUUUAUUUUUAUGUGUUUGACGUCUACCUUUGUGCUCAUCUUUGUUUACAUUUCACAUUCCUCUAUUUUUUUUAGUAGUAGUAGUAUUUUACUAGUACUGUGGUCAGGGUGUGGACGUCCCAGAAGAGGGAUGACAUGACAGAAGAAAUAAUU
Molecule: messenger RNA, 3291 nt
Organism: Pelmatolapia mariae (spotted tilapia)
Lineage: Eukaryota; Metazoa; Chordata; Actinopteri; Cichliformes; Cichlidae
Exons: 5
Coding region: 350-1483 (377 amino acids)
Source: RefSeq, a predicted model, not a curated record